AUGCAUCUCUGUGGACUAUCCUUUCUUUUACUCUCUACGAGUGUUUACUGCCUAUCACUGAACCCGUCUUUGAACCGGCGAGCGACCGCAGAAAUUCCUUCUAACUCUUUCAACUCUUUCGACACAUACUGGAAUUAUCUUUAUCCCUGGGGCGACACCCACAAUGGCGGUUCGCGCAUGGAUACCGACCAUGUCUCCGUGAGUGAUGGUAUUCUCACUUUGACAGCCGAGCCUGUAUCAGGUGAGCCCUCGCCCAUCCGUUACCUCUCGGGGGCGAUCCACGCCAAGUCAACCUUCGCAGUUAAGGAAGGUGGAGGGUUAGACCUUAACGCCGAGUUCAUCGCACCUGUAUCCAAGGGGACCUGGCCAGCAUUCUGGCUGAACGCAGCGAGCGGAUGGCCUCCGGAGAUUGACAUUGCCGAGUGGAAAGGCUCGGGUAAGAUCUCGUUCAACACAUUCAAUACGUCAAGCGAGGUCACAGAGCUGGACAUAGACUACCAAGAUCCGACGGACUGGCAUUCCGUCAAGGCCGAGCUGCGUGAUACGAAUGGGUCGGAUGUUAGCGUCAAGUUGUACCUUGAUGGAGAGCUAGUAACGACACAGUAUGCGAGGGACUAUGUUGGCAAGGGACUACGCCUGCAAGUUAUCACAGUACCAAUUUGA
This is a messenger RNA of Penicillium griseofulvum, 663 nucleotides long. Its product is annotated as glycoside hydrolase family 16 protein. Gene Ontology annotation, biological process: carbohydrate metabolic process. Bases 1 to 663 code for a protein of 220 amino acids. The record is from RefSeq and is a predicted model, not a curated record. Gene Ontology annotation, molecular function: hydrolase activity, hydrolyzing O-glycosyl compounds. The transcript has a single exon. Lineage: Eukaryota; Fungi; Ascomycota; Eurotiomycetes; Eurotiales; Aspergillaceae.